CGGACUCACGAGGAAGGAUGACUAGAGCAUGGCUCGAACGAGCCACAGUUUGCCGGCAGCACGAUUCUCUCGAGAGACUUUGGGACUCGUGACCCCAAGUCGUCGGGAUUGCCAAAAGACCAUUGCUCUUCUUCUCCUUCCAUUCCUCGCCUCCGCCUUUGUGUCCCCGUGGAGAGCGGGUCAUCUCAAUGCGGUCGGAAAAGCCGACACCGGAAUUGGGGAUUCUUGGGAGGAGGAGCUGGAGCUGAAUUUCAUCUCGGAUCGAUCGUUGCAGUGGAGUGAGACGAGAGUCCAUCUCUCCGGGGGUUUGGGAUUCUUCACGGAGAGGGGCGUCUUGAAUUGUUCAUCAAGGCUGGGUGCAAGGAAGCAUGGGUAGCUGUAGGACGGGAAGAAGGAGGAGGAGGAGGAGGUCGCCAUGAAGGAGCAACAUUGUUGGCCGCGCUCCCGUAGGAGAAGGUAGGGAUUGAUUGUGGAAAUCCGAUCGAUUGCAGAAUGCCCAUAUACGCCCACUUCGACAGCGAUUCGGAGUCGGGGGCGGGGUUGGAUUUGGAACUCGGAGUGCAGAGGAGGCCGAGGAGAAGAAAAUCAUUCUCGUUUAGCAGCUGGGCGCGAAAGAUGUUUCAGUCCGUGUCUCGCCAGCUCCAAAUGCACUACAAGCUGCGACCUUUCUUCAUACUCUGUUUAUCAUUGGCGUUCGUCUGUGGGUUGUUGUUUCUCGUCGUAUUCUAUGACAACUUCGACGGGUAUCAUUUCUCCAGAGAUUACGAGUUAGAGCCUCGGAACGACGGUACUCUUGCCUUUAGAAAUCUUCGCAAUCUGGUCAUGGUAGCCGGGCAUGCCGUGUACACCAGUUCCAGUUGUUCGAAAGCAGAGGGCGAGGAUUCUUGGUUCCUCGAAUCUUACCAAAAGCAUCCUGGCCAGGCUUCCACUUUUGUCGAGCACAUCAAAACCGGUGUGGAGGUUGCUGCCCAGGAUGAGCAUUCUCUGCUCUUGUUUAGUGGGGGAGAAACACGCAAGGAGGCCGGCCCUAGAAGCGAAGCCCAGAGUUACUGGCUUGUUGCCGAGAGCAAGGAUUGGUUUGGUAAGAGAGAAGAUGUCCGUGACAGAUCCUUGACAGAGGAGCACGCCAGAGACAGCUUUGAAAAUCUGCUGUUUAGUGUCUGCAGAUUCAGGGAGAUCACUGGCACAUAUCCAAUCAAUAUCACGGUGGUUAGUUAUGAUUUCAAAGAAUACAGAUUUGCCAACCUUCAUAGAUCUGCUCUACAGUUUCCUGCUUCGCGUUUCUUUUUCAAGGGAACACCGUCUGCUCCUUCUUCUAUUCUUGCAGCGCAGCAAGGUGAGUUGCGAGUGCAGGGAAACUUCGAGAGAGAUCCAUAUGGAUGUGAGGGGUCUUUACGCAUGAAGCGCUUGACUCGAGACCCUUUCCUACGGACUGUCCCAUAUCCUGCUGGUUGCCCAGAGUUGAAAGGUUUGUUUUCCUAUUGUGGAACCCAACCCUACUCCCGAAGAUUGCCUUGGCAUAAUUAGCUACAGUUAGUUCUGUAUCCUCACACUCUGACUACCAUGAACAGAGAAUUAGAUCAUUUUUAUCAUGUGCAGAUAUAAGCACAAGCUCCAUGUUUAGGAAAUAGACUGGGAUAUACUCUGUAGUGAUCGAUCAACCCCAGAAUCUCACCAUUCUUUCCGGAUGAAGUCUUGCAUAAUUGUCACAUCGAUCGCCAGCUUAGCCAAGCCAAGCUGAUAAGGCAUGCUUGUAGCACAGUGUAGCUCUUGCUCAACUUGCAAUGAGCCUCCACUGCAAGUUGAGCAAGAUUGAUGUAAGACAUUUUUAUGAGGAGUGAGAAAUCCUCGACUAGUUUCUCGAAGCUUCAUAUGUUCUCUCGUAGGAGCGCACCGGCAGUUGGUGAAAGCUGGUCGCAACUAACACUGGAGGAUGUUAGUAUUUGCUUCCUAUGCAUAUGCACUUUCUUCUGCUGGCAAAUUGAAGACAAGUAAGAAUGACCAACAGGAAAAGUCUGAUAUACCUUGUGGGAUGCGGAUUUGAAAAUUUUGCCG
Messenger RNA from Marchantia polymorpha subsp. ruderalis, 2055 nucleotides. NCBI's taxonomy places the organism in Eukaryota, Viridiplantae, Streptophyta, Marchantiopsida, Marchantiales, Marchantiaceae. The record is from the annotation of a GenBank genome assembly.